UUCCAGUCGUUGUUUCAGACCGGGCAUGUUUUUGUAGCUACACAGCCACAAUGGAUGCUGUAACUCAGCGUGUUUUGGAGUAUUUAACUGAAGUUGAAGAGGCAGCUGAGGAUGUUCUCACCACUAAACAACAGAUUGUGGACCUGGACAAAAAGAGAAACAGGAACAGAGAGGCUUUGAAUGCACUGAAAACUGCAAUGUCAGAUUCAGAAAAAGUGAAGGUUUGCUUUGGAACCAUGUUCAUCAGAUUUCCCAAAUCAAAGACAAGAGAAAUGAUUCAGAAAGACCAGGAGCAGCUUGACAAAGAGAUAAAUGACCUUCGCAAAGGACUGAAAGCAAAAGUUAAUCGUCUCAAUGAGAUCCAAGGUAGACCGGAGGUGAGAGGAUACAACCUUUCUCCUCUAUCCACUGAUGAAAUCAAAGCUAUUGACAAUCUUUUGAAGAGAUGACACCAGAUCUGCUCUCCACUCCAUAGUUUUGAGGACAUUCAACUAAAGUGUUACCUGAGAACUUAGCCUUGAACUGCAGCACAGCAAUGUGCUGGAUAAAUAUGCAAUAAUAUGCAUUUUUUUGUCAAAUAUAAGACUGGUAGUGUAUUUAAGUGUUCACUUUCCCCUGACAAUUGAAGAGUGUCUACUCAAACUAGGUAUGGGCAAUAUGGAUCAAAUUCUGUAUCAGUGAUUAUGUUAUUUUAUACAGUAUUGAUUUGCAGCAUUUGGAUAAUCAGCUGUGAAAUUGUAAAAAGGACAAAACCAUACAGGAUUGGCUUAUUUUGCUUACUCCAGUUAAGAAAAUACUUCAUGUGAUUAAUGCAAAAAAAAAAA
Molecule: messenger RNA, 824 nt
Organism: Monopterus albus (swamp eel)
Lineage: Eukaryota; Metazoa; Chordata; Actinopteri; Synbranchiformes; Synbranchidae
Gene: pdrg1
Product: p53 and DNA-damage regulated 1
Exons: 5
Coding region: 51-449 (132 amino acids)
Biological process (GO): protein folding
Cellular component (GO): prefoldin complex
Source: RefSeq, a predicted model, not a curated record